This is a messenger RNA of Phyllostomus discolor (pale spear-nosed bat), 4875 nucleotides long. RefSeq names its product myosin IB (gene MYO1B). The transcript has 32 exons. The record is from RefSeq and is a predicted model, not a curated record. Bases 263 to 3679 code for a protein of 1138 amino acids. Gene Ontology annotation, biological process: actin filament organization; vesicle transport along actin filament. Gene Ontology annotation, molecular function: microfilament motor activity; actin filament binding; ATP binding. Lineage: Eukaryota; Metazoa; Chordata; Mammalia; Chiroptera; Phyllostomidae. Gene Ontology annotation, cellular component: microvillus; cytoplasm; vesicle.
GCCGGGCGCCACCCGCCGCAGCCUAGCACUCCGCCGCCUCCGAGCACUCUGCAGCCCAGCGCGCACCGGAGCUGUAGCCGAAGCGCGUAGAGGCUGUGACCGAGCGCGCGAAGGGCCGGCAGCUGCGGGACAGUGCCUGCCCAGCAGCCUCGGCAAAGCAGCCGCUGCGGGAGCUCCCCUGCCUCGUGGUGAGCCCACGUUCCGGAGCGUCCCCAGGGACAGACGACGAAGAGGCGGAGUGGAGCCCGGCGAGUUGGAGACUAUGGCCAAAAUGGAGGUGAAAACAUCACUGCUGGACAAUAUGAUUGGAGUUGGAGACAUGGUUCUCUUAGAACCUCUCAAUGAGGAGACUUUCAUCAACAACCUCAAGAAGCGCUUUGACCAUAAUGAAAUAUAUACAUACAUUGGAAGUGUGGUGGUCUCCGUUAACCCAUACCGGUCAUUGCCCAUUUAUUCACCAGAGAAGGUGGAAGAUUAUAGGAAUAGAAAUUUUUAUGAACUGAGCCCUCAUAUUUUUGCCCUGUCAGAUGAAGCAUACCGAUCCCUGCGAGAUCAAGAUAAAGACCAGUGUAUUCUCAUUACUGGGGAAAGUGGAGCAGGAAAAACAGAGGCCAGCAAGCUUGUUAUGUCCUAUGUAGCAGCUGUUUGUGGAAAAGGAGCAGAAGUAAAUCAAGUCAAAGAACAGCUUUUACAGUCCAACCCAGUCCUGGAAGCUUUUGGAAAUGCCAAGACUGUGAGGAAUGACAACUCCUCUAGAUUUGGCAAAUACAUGGAUAUUGAAUUUGAUUUUAAAGGCGAUCCACUGGGAGGAGUGAUUAGUAACUAUCUUUUAGAGAAAUCUCGAGUUGUUAAGCAGCCAAGGGGUGAAAGAAACUUCCAUGUGUUCUAUCAGCUGCUCUCGGGUGCCUCUGAAGAGCUUCUCAAUAAGCUUAAGCUCGAGCGGGACUUCAGCAGGUAUAACUACUUGAGUCUGGACUCUGCCAGAGUUAAUGGAGUGGAUGAUGCAGCAAAUUUCAGAACUGUUAGGAAUGCCAUGCAGAUUGUGGGUUUCAUGGAUCACGAGGCCGAGUCAGUCUUGGAGGUGGUAGCCGCGGUGUUGAAACUGGGGAACAUCGAGUUCAAGCCGGAAUCUCGAGUGAAUGGUUUAGAUGAAAGCAAAAUCAAAGAUAAAAAUGAGUUAAAGGAAAUCUGUGAGUUGACCGGCAUCGAUCAGUCCGUUCUAGAGCGAGCAUUCAGUUUCCGAACAGUUGAGGCUAAGCAGGAGAAAGUUUCGACUACACUGAACGUGGCUCAGGCUUAUUAUGCCCGUGAUGCUCUGGCUAAAAACCUCUACAGCAGGUUGUUUUCGUGGUUGGUAAAUCGAAUCAAUGAAAGCAUUAAGGCCCAGACAAAAGUGAGAAAGAAGGUCAUGGGUGUUUUGGACAUUUAUGGCUUUGAAAUUUUUGAGAAUGCAGACAACAGCUUUGAGCAAUUCAUUAUUAAUUACUGUAAUGAAAAGCUGCAGCAAAUCUUCAUUGAACUUACCCUUAAAGAAGAGCAGGAGGAAUAUAUACGGGAGGACAUAGAAUGGACUCACAUUGACUACUUCAAUAAUGCCAUCAUCUGUGACCUAAUAGAAAAUAACACAAACGGAAUCCUGGCCAUGCUGGACGAGGAGUGCUUGAGGCCUGGCACGGUCACCGACGAGACCUUCUUAGAAAAGCUGAACCAAGUCUGCGCCACCCACCAGCACUUUGAGAGCAGGAUGAGCAAGUGCUCCCGCUUUCUCAAUGACACGUCCCUGCCUCACAGCUGCUUCAGAAUUCAGCAUUAUGCUGGCAAGGUGCUGUACCAGGUGGAAGGGUUUGUCGACAAAAACAAUGACCUCCUUUACCGAGACCUGUCCCAAGCCAUGUGGAAGGCCGGCCAUACCCUCAUCAAGUCUUUGUUCCCUGAAGGGAACCCUGCCAAGAUCAACCUGAAGAGGCCUCCUACAGCCGGCUCACAGUUCAAGGCCUCCGUGGCCACACUCAUGAAAAACCUGCAGACCAAGAAUCCCAACUACAUUAGGUGUAUCAAACCGAAUGAUAAAAAAGCAGCCCACAUCUUCAACGAGGCCCUCGUCUGCCAUCAGAUCAGGUACCUGGGCCUGCUGGAGAACGUCCGCGUGAGGAGGGCCGGUUACGCCUUCCGGCAGGCCUAUGAGCCUUGCCUGGAAAGAUACAAAAUGCUUUGUAAACAAACAUGGCCCCAUUGGAAAGGACUGGCAAGGGCUGGUGUGGAAGUUCUGUUUAAUGAAUUAGAGAUUCCUGUGGAAGAGUAUUCCUUUGGUAGAUCAAAGAUAUUCAUCCGAAACCCAAGAACAUUAUUCAAAUUAGAAGACCUGAGGAAGCAAAGGCUGGAGGACCUGGCCACUCUCAUUCAGAAGAUCUACCGGGGGUGGAAGUGCCGCACACACUUCCUGCUGAUGAGAAAAAGCCAAAUCGUGAUUGCUGCCUGGUACAGGAGAUACGCCCAACAAAAGAGGUAUCAGCAGAUAAAGAGUUCUGCUUUGGUGAUUCAGUCUUACAUCCGGGGAUGGAAGGCCCGAAAAAUCCUGCGGGAGCUGAAGCACCAAAAGCGCUGUGAGGAAGCAGCCACCACCAUUGCCGCGUAUUGGCACGGGACCCAGGCGCGAAGGGAACUGAGCCGGCUGAAGGAGGAGGCUAGGAAUAAACAUGCUAUCGCAGUUAUUUGGGCUUACUGGCUUGGAUCUAAGGCUCGAAGGGAAUUGAAACGCUUGAAGGAGGAGGCUAGGCGUAAGCAUGCAGUUGCUGUCAUUUGGGCUUACUGGCUUGGACUGAAGGUCCGUAGGGAGUACAGGAAAUUCUUCAGAGCCAAUGCUGGAAAGAAAAUUUAUGAGUUUACGAUUCAGAGAAUUGUGCAAAAAUACUUUUUAGAAAUGAAAACUAAGAUGCCAUCCUUAUCACCGAUAGACAAGAAUUGGCCCUCAAGACCUUACCUAUUUUUGGAUUCUACUCAUAAAGAGCUAAAAAGGAUUUUCCACUUGUGGAGGUGUAAAAAAUACAGGGACCAAUUCACAGACCAGAAGAAACUUAUUUAUGAAGAGAAACUAGAAGCCAGUGAACUCUUCAAAGACAAGAAGGCUUUAUAUCCAUCUAGUGUUGGCCAGCCAUUCCAAGGGGCUUACCUGGAAAUCAAUAAAAACCCCAAGUAUAAGAAACUCAAAGAUGCCAUUGAAGAAAAGAUUAUCAUUGCUGAAGUUGUGAACAAAAUUAACCGUGCAAAUGGGAAGAGUACAUCCCGGAUUUUUCUCCUAACAAAUAAUAAUCUCCUUCUUGCUGACCAAAAGUCUGGACAGAUCAAGUCAGAGGUUCCCCUGGUGGAUGUGACCAAAGUCUCCAUGAGCUCCCAGAACGAUGGCUUCUUCGCCAUCCACCUCAAAGAGGGCUCUGAAGCAGCCAGUAAAGGAGACUUUCUCUUCAGCAGUGACCACCUGAUUGAAAUGGCCACCAAGCUCUAUCGGACGACUCUCAGCCAAACCCAGCAGAAGCUCAAUAUUGAAAUUUCUGAUGAGUUCCUGGUGCAGUUCAGACAGGACAAAGUAUGUGUGAAGUUUAUUCAGGGCAGCCAGAAAAAUGGGAGUGUCCCAACGUGCAAACGAAAAAACAACCGUCUCCUGGAAGUCGCUGUUCCUUAACCAGUGCCUCGCUCCUCUCUGCUUUCAUGGACUUGUUUCUUUGUAAUAGUGCAAUUCGGUUUUGUUUUGUUCUGUUUGGGGUUCAUUGUAUGUUUGGGAAUCGUCAAAGGCUAAUACCAGUAGAGUCCCUUGGCAAAAUAAAAAUAUUUGACUAAUCAACUUUUAUUAUUGGAAUAGUUUUAACCCUUGAAGUGCACAUUCUGUGCACAGUCCUGGGAGAGGAUUGUAGACACUAACAGUGUCCAUGCCAUGUCAUUACAUGUUCUUUGUUUAGUCAUCAUGUUAGUGCUGUGUACCCUAAAUCAACAUACUACUUACAAGUCAUUAAUACAUCUAAGCAUAGGAAACAGUCUUAAAAGAUAGUGCAUUCACUCAUCCAGUAUUUAUUGAAUGCCUGCUCUGUGCUAGGCACUGUGCUAGAUGGUAUGAAAAGUUAUUAGGAUUUGUUUUGUAAUUGUUUUUAAGGCCAUUGCAUUCUGGCUGGUUUGUGCUGGCUUUGCUAGGGCUAGGAGAGUUUAAGGAUGUUGAGACCAAAACAGUCACUGUUAGGACAGACAGUGUGGUUACGGAUCCUGCCGUGUGGCUUUGCCAAUGUGGACUUCAGGAUGGGCUGGUCCUCAGAAGGAGAAACACCUGACUGGGUAAAAUGCCUCCACGUGCCCAUUUGAAGAGAGAAAGUUGACAUUUGAACGGGACUUUUAACUUGUUUAGAUCUCUUGUGAUUCCUUAGAAAACAGAGUCAUUCUUAUUUUAGAAAAAGUGACAGGAACAGUCCAGUAAGAUUGUAUUUUCUGUUUCUGAUAAACAACGUAUAUGAUCCUGCAUAUGCUAAUAUCUGCAGUGUUGUUUUCACACCAAUUUGAGUAACGAUUUUAAACAGCUCAUGCAUUGGAGAGCUGAAAGCCUUUCAGAUUGGGGCAAACAUUCUAUAUGAUGUGCAAUAAACAUCCAAGACAUUUUCUGAAAGUUUUAUUUAUAAUAUACAUUUUGUAUGAGAGAGAUGAUUGGUACAGGCUACAUAUUUUAAUCAAGGAUCAAAAUUGUGUUAAAUUUCAGGAACUUUUUUUUCAAAUUUACCAUAAGGAUUUAUUUUGGAAGCUACAUUUUAAACUUUGAAAUCAAACUGUUUCGUAUUUGGGAGGAUAAUGUAUAUACAAUGGUGUGAUAAAUAAUAAAACUGUUCUACUUUGGUGCCA